GGUCUGAGUCCCGAGGAAAAGGAAAGAAAGAGGCCUUGCAAUUAACUGAACCUCUCACCAGGAUGGGGCCCCUCCCCUACCAUGUCCAAAAGAUAUAGCAUUGUCACCGUGAUCCCAUUUCCUACACAACACUGACACAAAACACAGCGAGUAAAGAAAGAUUAGUCUUUUUCUGAGUGAAACAAUGAAGAAUUUCCCUGUUGUGGACCUGUCCAAACUCAAUGGUGAAGAGAGAGAAGUCACCAUGGAAAUGAUCAAAGAUGCCUGUGAGAACUGGGGUUUCUUUGAGCUGAUGAAUCAUGGGAUAUCUCUUGAGAUGUUGGACACUGUGGAGAGGCUGACAAAGGGGCAUUACAGAAGGUGCAUGGAACAGAGGUUCAGAGAAAUGGUGGAAAUGAAGGGUCUUGAGGCUCUUCAGUCUGAAGUUGGUGACUUGGACUGGGAAAGCACCUUCUUCCUCAAACACCUUCCUGAAUCCAACAUAUCUGAAAUCCCUGAUCUCGAAGAAGAAUACAGGAAGGUGAUGAAGGAGUUUGCAAAAGAAUUGGAGAAGCUAGCUGAGCAGCUUUUGGAUUUGUUAUGUGAGAAUCUGGACCUUGAGAAAGGAUACCUGAAAAAGGUGUUUCAGGGCUCCAAAGGACCAACCUUCGGCACUAAAGUCAGCAAUUACCCGCCAUGCCCUAAACCUGACCUCAUCAAGGGCCUCAGGGCUCACACUGAUGCAGGUGGCAUCAUCUUGCUCUUCCAGGAUGACACAGUCAGUGGUCUCCAGCUCUUCAAGGAUGGCCAAUGGAUUGAUGUCCCUCCCAUGAAGCACUCUAUUGUCAUCAACCUCGGAGACCAGCUUGAGGUAAUCACCAAUGGGAAGUACAAGAGCGUGGAGCACAGGGUGAUUGCUCAAAAAGAUGGUAACAGAAUGUCCAUUGCUUCCUUCUACAACCCUGGCAGUGAUGCUGUGAUCUACCCAGCACCGGCUUUGCUUGAGAAAGAGGCUGAGAAAAAUACCCAAGUUUACCCCAAAUUUGUGUUUGAGGACUACAUGAAACUCUAUGCUGGCCUGAAGUUCCAGGCCAAGGAGCCAAGGUUUGAAGCUAUGAAGGCCAUGAAGGAGUCCACUGUGAACUUGGGUCCUAUUGCCACUGUUUAGUAUGUGUGUCUCUGUGUAUUAGUCUGUUGAUGGUUGUGUAAACCAGAGCUUAAUUAGGUAAGCUGAAAUAAAAGUUUGGGCUUAGAUCCUAGUAAGGUUACUUUGUGAUGUCCUAGUGAAGUUAUUAUGUUUCUGUUCUAGAAAAUGACCAGCUUUAUAUCUGAUAUAAAAUUGCCUCUAAGUU
Molecule: messenger RNA, 1331 nt
Organism: Rubroshorea leprosula
Lineage: Eukaryota; Viridiplantae; Streptophyta; Magnoliopsida; Malvales; Dipterocarpaceae
Source: the annotation of a GenBank genome assembly